This is a messenger RNA of Carassius gibelio (silver crucian carp), 3721 nucleotides long. RefSeq lists its product as uncharacterized. Gene Ontology annotation, biological process: protein ubiquitination; Notch signaling pathway. The transcript has 7 exons. Lineage: Eukaryota; Metazoa; Chordata; Actinopteri; Cypriniformes; Cyprinidae. The record is from RefSeq and is a predicted model, not a curated record. The coding region runs from base 116 to 1717 and encodes 533 amino acids.
GUUUUCGUUUGUUUCUAAAACAGUUGAACUGAAGGUUGACCGCUUCAGCUCACAGUUCUCGGACUUGUAUACAGCAGGCGCUGAGGGUCAAGAUGCUGGACCAUCUCUGGAUGACAUGAUGCAUCUAAACUUGUAUCAGCCACACCUGCUGUCAGAGGAGGACAUUUACACAGCCCGUGAUGAAAUGCCACAACCCUCAGCACCACUGGAUAUUGCUAAAUUUAAAAUCAAAGUGGACUGGACAGAACCAUUUCCAGAGAGAUGGAGAGCAAGACUACAGAAAGCCCUUCAGAGCUGGGUGUCCAGACUGGAAGGAAAACCAUCAGUCCACAGCGUUAAACUCAUGGAUGAUCAAACCUGUGCGGAGGUGCAGAUUACACCAGCAACAGCUCUAAAGGUUUUAAAAUGUCACAGAACUGCAUCUCUUCACUUUAAAAAUAUUAAGGAUGAUAAGAAAGUGACUGCACAGAUUUAUCUGGAUGAAGCACAUCCUGUGACUGUACAAAAGACCCUGCUGGAGGAGAACAAAGCUCCAUCAUCAAAGGUGAACAGCACCAGACCUGUGACUUCAGCAGUAUCAGAAGACACAGACAAUAGUGAGGAUGUUGUUGCAGCUAACAGAGCUUCAAAAGAUGCUGAGAGCACACAAACAUUUAAAAGGACCCCCGAGACCUCAGCUGGACUCACUCUUUCCACCCAUCAUUUCUGGUACAUUCUUCAUGCUUACAGAAAGGAGGUAGAGAAACUCGAGGAACAACAUGGAGUCAGUAUGCAGGCAGAAGUGUCAGUCUCAUUCAGAUCCACUGAGAGAUCAAGCAGUGAUUCUGUCUCCAAAGCCUCAGAGGACUUUCAGAAACUUGUCAGUGAUUGUGUGGUUAAUUCUAGUGAGGCUGCCGUUAAUCAUAAUGACAUGAAUUUAGAUAUUGUGAAGCAGGCGAUUCGUACCAUCCAGUCUGAGGAGGCAAAGUUGAUGUUGACCAUGUCUGCCAGUAACUGCCUGUUCUAUGGACCGAAUAAAAUUACAGACUUGAUUAAAAGAGAGAAGCCUGAUUAUGGACCAGGAGCAGUGGGUGGAGCAGUGUGGGAUGAGAGAGUGAAUUUUAGAAGACAAAGUGAAGCAGAUACUGAUUUCAAUAAAGAUUCAAAAGGAAACUCUGCUGAAGAGGAGACAUGUGCUAUCUGUAUGGACAGCUUCACCAACAAGACAAAACUGAAAUGUGGGCAUGAAUUCUGUCAGGAAUGUAUAAUGCUGUCAGUGGAGAGUCUGGGAUCCAUCUGUCCUGUGUGUAAGGAAGUGUUUGGGAAAUUGGAGGGGAACCAGCCAGAUGGAACAAUGAAUGUAAAAAGGAGCAAAUUUUCAAGUCUCCCUGGAUAUUCAGGCUGUGGCACUAUUGAAAUCAUCUAUGACAUACCCAGUGGUAUUCAAACGGCGAAGCAUCCAAACCCAGGAAAGCCUUUUCAGGGGGCAACUCGUUAUGCGUACCUGCCAGACAAUCAUGAAGGAAAUGAAGUACUUGCACUGCUGCAGAGAGCUUUUUAUCAGAAACUGAUCUUCACUGUUGGGAAAUCUACAACUUUUGGUUUGGAUAAUGUUGUCACCUGGAAUGAUAUUCAUAAUAAGACCAAUACAAGUGGUGGGCCUGAAAGAUAUGGCUAUCCAGACCCUGACUAUCUGAAGAGAGUAAAGGAUGAGUUAAAAGCUAAAGGCAUCGAAUAAGGUUUUGAUUUAUAAGUUCCCAAAUGCACAUCUAAGCCUAAUAUUUCCAAUAAACCAUUAAUAGACUAUUACAAUUUAAUAUACACUUUUUAUAUACAGUGACUUUAAGAACUAUUCAGACCCUUGAUCAGUUUCCUGAAAAUCAAGCUAUAUAUUGAACUUCUGUUGUGUGUGAAACUCUGUAAAUCUGGAUUUAAAAUGACAAGCAAACAGAGUAACAAAACCUAAAACACAAUGAAUGGUCGAGAUAAUUAAAUACAUAUUCUAAAAGUAUGUGGUUUCUGACAAAGUAUAGUUCUGGAUAACUCUUAAGGAGAACUGUACCAAUGAAGAAGAAAUAGCUCUAGCACUGAGAGAGUGUCUGGAAUGCAUACGUUAGGAAAAGAGUAUGAAGUGUGCACAUACCUGGAGAAUACAUCAUCUAGACACUGCUGAGAGAUGAUUUCCCCUCAAAACUCUUCACUUUUAAAAACUGUAUAUUUAAUAUACAGUAAGAUAUUAAUUUAAUUAAGGUGAUGGUUUUUAUAGUGUUUAAUUGUAAUGAAAUGUUUUAGCCUGGAGUUUGUCUUUUGUGCUUGUACCCUACAAAUAUGAUGUGAGUAUAUAAUAGUAUAUUACCACACUGAAGGCACUUGAUUCUCACAUAAAUAAAAAAGUGUGUAAUACUGAUUUUAAUAUGGGACUACGAAAAAAACGUAUAUUCAUGUUAUUUAUAAGUUGACUGUAAUGUUAAAGUUUAAACAAUCUCAAAACUCAUUCUGUAUGAUUUAUAAGCUUCUGUACCAGUGGGGACCUCUAUUUAUUCCCCAUGAAUUGAUGUGUAUUCAGGUUUUUAAGUCCCCACCAGUGUAGAAAAACAUGUACACACACAAUCUCUAAGGCUAGAGCGAGCGCUGGAGAGGAUUCAUGGACUGGAGCAGACACUGCCGUCUCAGACGUCUGUAUAGCCCAGACCACCAUCACUGGAAGGGCAAUAGUGGGGGGCAGAACCUCAGAGAUCGCUGAGGGCACUGUGAUGCCUGCCGUUCUCACUAACAUCUGCGGAAGGUCCCCACACUGGGCAUCAGUCUCAAUUGCCUAGGCACUGCCUUAAUACUAUCUUCAAGUGCAUCCGUUCAUGAUGACUGGAAAUGGCGGUCAUGAUGGCUGUAGGUAGACUUUGUUCUGAUGGCCAUCUUGUGGAGAGGCUCUGGGCUGCCAGCCAUGACGGGACGAGACUCUGAAGAGGCAGUCAUCUUGUGAACAGGCUCUGAUGUGGUGGCUCUGUUGUAAACUGGCUCUGGUGCAGAAACCACAGGACAGGAAGGGGACUAGCGACCAUUAUAACAGGACAUGCUGGUGACCACACUGAUCCAAGUUUCAUGGUUACAUGGUCCACUAAAUCAAACAUUUCUGAGAAUGUGUUGUUCCUCAAAACUCCAGCUCCAGAGAGAGAGAUUGGAGCAAAUGUGCACUUGUCAACAACUCUGAGAACCCAAUUGGCAUGGCAUCUCUCUUAUCGAAAAACGACAAAAACCAUCACCUCCGUAAAACCCUCUUGAGAGUCCAAAAAGCAUUCACUGCUGAAGCCUAUUGAGCUGCAGUUACGAGAGCAAAAAUAUCCCUCUAUGAGAUUUUAUUUUUAAAUUCAUAAAAUAUAAAGAAUCUCACAAAAGCAAGUGUGUUAUUUUCCUGUCUAUGUCUAUAUGAAUACUCAACAAUCAAGAAGUUAAUUGAGUGACAUUUUAGACUAAAUAUUUUCUGCCUUUUUAUUAUUAUAAUAAAUUUUUUCAGUUUUGCAAACGAAACAGUUGCAAACAAAGCCACAGCAGAACUGUUGUGGAUCUCAGAGAAACACUGUGGUGUUUGGUUCCUGAAUUAAUAUAUUUUUUAACAAAUCAAGCCAAUUAUUCAUUGAUCCAUUCAUAAACACACCACUUGCUUUAUUUCUAAUUAAAUCAUCUGUUGUUAAGUUGUUUGAAUUAUUCAAUGAGUGAUUUAUUAAAACCGGAAUUUGUUGCCACC